Molecule: messenger RNA, 870 nt
Organism: Priapulus caudatus
Lineage: Eukaryota; Metazoa; Priapulida; Priapulimorpha; Priapulimorphida; Priapulidae
Product: trafficking protein particle complex subunit 2-like protein
Exons: 5
Coding region: 62-478 (138 amino acids)
Biological process (GO): endoplasmic reticulum to Golgi vesicle-mediated transport
Cellular component (GO): nucleus; TRAPP complex; cytoplasm
Source: RefSeq, a predicted model, not a curated record
GCGCGCAUUGGACACUAAUAGUCACGUGGAUGUUGGCUAAAACGAGAGAACAUUCUAGAAGAUGGCCGCCGUGUGUGUUGCUGUUAUAUCUAAAGAGAAUUACCCAUUGUACAUCAGAACACUGCCAACUGCGAAUGAACUAAAGUUUCAUUACACGGUGCACACUUCACUUGAUGUUGUGGAUGAGCGCAUUAAUUCAGUGAGCAAGAAUGCAAAUGAUUUGAGAGAGCUGUAUCUAGGACUGCUCUAUCCAACAGAGGACUAUAAAGUAUAUGGAUAUGUAACAAAUACAAAGAUUAAGUUCAUUAUUGUAACUGAGUCAUCGAACACAACCAUAAGAGAUAAUGAGAUAAGAAGUAUGUUCAGAAAGCUUCAUAAUGCAUAUACGGAUAUGGUGUGUAACCCAUUCUACGUCGCUGGGAAUAGUAUAACAUCAAAGUCUUUUGAGAAGAUACUUCAUACCAUCGUGCAAGAGUGAUGGGUUCAUUUUUGAAACCACUAGUUUGAAGGGUGACAAUCUUCUGAUAAAGGGUGUACGUGAGGUACUCAAAUCACAUUACAAAGAGUAAUCUGCAUUAUCUGUGUGCGUGUUUGUAAAAGUUAAUCACGCAAGUGAGUUCAUAUCCCCAAUGGAGCCUAAAGAAGAGAGAAAUCGACGGCAACAGUUGAAAGGUUUUAUGUUCCUCACCGGCGUAGCAGGAGUUUCGAUUUUGAGUGGUGCUGCAGUUACUAUCGGCCUGGCUAAGAAACAAGACCCAACUCAUUUUUCAAAAGGCCUACUUGGUAGCAAACAGUUAAGUGAAUCUGGAGCAUCUCUCGCCAUGCGUGCACUCGGUAGAGGAACUCUGUACUCUGUUGCUGGUGUCGGCA